Molecule: messenger RNA, 2638 nt
Organism: Scophthalmus maximus (turbot)
Lineage: Eukaryota; Metazoa; Chordata; Actinopteri; Pleuronectiformes; Scophthalmidae
Gene: fancg
Product: FA complementation group G
Exons: 14
Coding region: 136-2298 (720 amino acids)
Biological process (GO): interstrand cross-link repair
Cellular component (GO): Fanconi anaemia nuclear complex
Molecular function (GO): protein binding
Source: RefSeq, a predicted model, not a curated record
GGAGUCACCUUGUGAGGGACAACUAGAAAGAUGGCUGUCCUGGCAGUGUCAGGGAUGACUCAGCUGUAAUACAAAUAAGGCCUUCGCUUGUAUUUAAUUGCUUGAGACCUGUAUGUAUGUGUGCACGUGUAGCCUAUGUGUGUGAAGGUUGUGGUAGCAUGUCGCUGUGGCCAAGGCAGGUUUUAUGAAGCAGUGGACACACAGAUACAUUAUGGUUGUGUGGUGGUGGCUGAGUUUGUCUGUGGGUGUAUCAUAGCGAGUGUUGUGUCAUUGAUGAGCAAAGGGAAAACAGGUAUUGCACUUCACAUUUUGGUGGUUGUGUCAAAUUUAAUGGCUGUGAUGAAGUUUCCAGAAGUGAACCUGUCUCUGUCGCGGCGCCACCUGGUGGUCAAUCAGCAGCCUGCGGCGGUCGUUUCCAUGCCUGACCACAGGGGGCAGCAGCAGCAGCAGCCUCACGCAGUCACUGGGCCAACGGACCUUCAGUCGUUCACUUCCUGUCAGCAUGAAGGAGGAGGAGACGAGAUGAGCCGAGAUCAGAGCCAGACCCAUCUGAGAUGGUGUUCCUCUGAGUUUUACAAACUUUUGAGGAAAACCCAAGGCGUUCCUCCUCAUCCCGAUCACGUUCAUUUGGAGCUGUCGGUGGUGUACAAUGCCUGUGUGUGCGCUACUGUUCAGUCUCAGUUCACAGAAGCCCAGCUGCUCCUCACACAAGCCAUACAGAGAGCUCUACAGAUGACAUCAGACGACCCUGUGGCUCCAGACCUUCCUGCGUUUUGGAGAAAGGUUCUCCGAUCAGUUGUAAACACAGCUUUUAAUUCCUGUGUGCUGGACCUUCUCUGUCUCCAGUGGGCAAUGUGGUUGGCCACCUGUCAGCUGAAAACUAUACAGGAAUUUAAGGAGGAGCUGUCCUCUCUGGUUGAGACACGUGGUGCUGGAGUUGGAGAUGACAAGAGGAGUGAGGCAAGAGGAAAAACCUCUGACGCUCCACUGUUGGUGACGGACCCAAGAAGGCUUGUUGAAUUAUUGCAGAUUUGCACUUCCAUUGCCCAAGGUGCUGAAAGAUUGAGUGAGGACCAGAGUUCAGAAGCAUUGUCUGGUCUGCAGAAAGCCUCGUCCCUGCCGGCACCCAGAACUCUAGUAGCAUAUGUACACCUCCUCUCAGGCUCCUGCCUCUCCCACAUGAACUGCCCUCAGAUGGCACUUCAGUGUUACAGGAAGGCACUGGAAACAGACUCCUGCUGUGUGUGUGCCCUAUACCAGAGCAUGCUCAUCUACAGACAGCUGGGCAACACACAGGCAGAGAUACAAGCUCUUCGCUUGCUGCACUCAAUGUUGAUGUUACCCUCUGCUACAGUGCCUGCCCUGGCCGGUACCCAUCUCUUCUCCCCGUCGCUACUGCUCUGCAGCCAAUCACUGAGCAGCCUUCUCUUGGUUCCCUCUGCCCUCUCUGUCCUUCACAAUCUGGCUCUGAAGUGUGCCCUCCAUGGGAGGGUGUCAGAGGGUGUGGAACAUUAUCUGGACCUGCUGGCUGCUCUUCACUCAGAAGAUCAGCAUGGAGUCUAUGCUGAAGCCCCACGUCUCCCCAGGUUGCCCGAGCUUUACCUUGAGGCUGGCGCUGCCCUACUCAUGGCCCGGCGGUCUGCUGAUUGCAUGGCACUUUGCAAUGAAGUCAUCAGCACGACACUGGAACUGCUGCCAGAGAGGCUGGUGUUAGAAGAUCCAGAGGAGAGGAGUGAGGCUGAGACCAGGGAUGUGACUGCUGAAGGUGAAGAUAAGAUGGCGAUGUUGCUCUGGGCCGGGGCUGCCUACCUCCUGCAGGGUCACUGCCACACUCACCUAAAGGACUGGAAACAAGCUGUGAAUCACUUCACUAGGUGUAUCAACCUGCUAGUGAAGGUCCGCUGUAAAAAGACAGGUUUCCAACCACAGAUCCCCAGUGCAGACAUGGUUGUCAAGCAGGGAUCAGAUCUUUGUGUCCUCCAAAGGCUGAAGGGGCUUUCACUUGCUGGUAGGGGUAUCGCCUUCACCCAGACAAACCACCUGAGAGAGGCACUGAGAGACCUCCUGCUCAGCCUGCAGGCUUUCCCAGAGUGUGUGGGUGCAGGGCUGUGGUGCGGUGAAGUGCUGUGGAGGCUUGGAAGGAGACAGGAGGCAGUGGCUUGUUGGGAAAAGACCUGGAGCUUCACCACACAAUCCUCAGCGGAGGGUCUUCCAUUGUACCUUCGGGAACCCCAAUCUGGCCCUUUGUUGGACUCCAAAGAGCUGCGGCACAGAAUACAGGAACUCGGUCCUACCUAGUCAAUCUGGAGAGGGACCAAAGAAGAAUGCCCUAUCACAGAAUCAACUUUCCCUGGCCCGUGAACUGAAACUCAACAUGGAAACAUGUAUUUACUAGGCCAGUAAAAUAAUGCAUAUUGUUAGGGCUGCAGGAUUAUUUCUGGGUGAUUGAGACUGGGAUGAAAUAAUGAAAGGAUGAUAAUGAUGAGAUAUUUAAAUAUACUGUAAAGUUGGUUGGUAAUUGACCUAAACUGAUUUGUUAGGAGUGUUAUAUUGGGCAGGCAAGAGAAAUUAAGGCUGUUACAAAAAGUGUAUAUUAAAGUAUUUAGUAUUAUAAACUACUUAAGAAACACACCGUAAA